This is a messenger RNA of Epinephelus lanceolatus (giant grouper), 2660 nucleotides long. RefSeq names its product small nuclear ribonucleoprotein 35 (U11/U12) (gene snrnp35). Gene Ontology annotation, biological process: mRNA splicing, via spliceosome. Lineage: Eukaryota; Metazoa; Chordata; Actinopteri; Perciformes; Serranidae. The record is from RefSeq and is a predicted model, not a curated record. Gene Ontology annotation, molecular function: snRNA binding; mRNA binding. Gene Ontology annotation, cellular component: precatalytic spliceosome; U12-type spliceosomal complex.
UGUUGCACGCGCAUUAACCGUUGGCUAUUUUCUGUUGGGGUAAAUUGCAGGAGUGAAACAUUAAGCGGGAUUAAUGGGGGUCUGUAGCUAAUUAUUAGUUAAUGUAACGCCUGUAUUGAAGAAGGAGACCUUUGUAACUUUAUUUUGGAGGAACAUGGUUGACUGGAGUCCGAUAGCGAAGGUGUACGACCCGCUGAAAGCUGGCAGCAUCGACGGCACGGACGUGGAGCCCCAUGACCGGGCGGUAUGGAGGGCUAUGGGUGCCCGCUACAAGCCCAACAAAGGCGUCGUGGGAGACCCGCUGCUCACCCUGUUUGUGUCCCGUCUUAACCCCCAGACUACAGAGGACAAACUGCACCAAGUGUUCUCCAAGUACGGAGACAUCCAGCGGCUCCGGCUGGUCCGGGACAUCGUCACGGGCUUCUCCAAAGGAUACGCCUUCAUUGAAUACAAGGAGGAGCGGUCGGUUGUCCGAGCUCGCCGGGACGCCAACAAGCUGGUGGUGGACCAGCACGAGCUGUUUGUAGAUUUUGAGCAAGAGAGGACCCUCAAAGGGUGGGUCCCCCGGCGGCUUGGUGGCGGGCAGGGGGGGAAGAAAGAGUCCGGACAGCUGCGGUUUGGUGGCAGAGACAGACCUUUCCGUAAACCCAUUAACCUCGCAGUCGGUCCGGUGCAUGAACGGGGAGGCGGUGGUGGAGGGAGGGAGUGGGAUAGACAAGGGGUGAGGGACAGGGAGGACCGGGACCGACACAGAGAGGCCGAGUGGGGCAGCAGCAGAGGGAGGAGAGAUGACUGGGACAGAGGCAGGGAGAGGGAUGACCGCAGACACGGAGACAGGAGCAGGCACCGGGACAGGAGAUGAAGCCCAUAUCUUUAACACCGGAGAUAAUCUCACCCCUUUUAAAGGUGAUCUGUGAUCUGUCUGUGACGGAUGAUUGAUCCACAGUCCAGCUGCCUGCCUCCAGUGGAGGAAGUUUAUGCCAAGUGUGCAGUGAAGAGGAGUGUCAGCUCAUUUCAGUCAAAUUUGCACACAGGAGACUGGACUAAUAGACAGACUAAACAUUUCAGUCACAGAGGACAUUCUUAGGUUAUCAUUAAUUCGGGUUGGGUGUGGAAUCAGGGCUGCAACUAAUAUUGUUUUCAUUACCAGUUAAUCCUGAUUUUGUGUAGGAAAUGUCAGAAAAAAGUGAACAAUGUACAUCCCAGUUUCUCGAAGUCCAAGUUGAUCAAUUAUUUUUCUGAUCAUUGCAGCUCUGUGUGGACUGACAAGUUUUCUGGUUGACACUCAUCCAGUUGCACUGUAUGGUAAUGGUAUGUCGAUCUGGAGCUGCCUUUUUCAGCUCUUGAGUAUUUCUCAGGGACAUCUAACUGACAUGAAAACAUACCUUUUGUAGUGUAAAUUCAGCAACAACAGUGAAACAAUUCACCAAAUUUUUUUAAAAAAAAAUGCACCGUACGUAGAAAUGAUUGACUUCUCAAAAAAAAUUUUUUUACAAUAUGUGUGUUUUCCAACCAAGUGAAGCCUUAUAAACUUUACAAAACACAAGCUUUAAAAGCAGAAUCUGCAGCUGAAUACACAAAAUGUCAUUAUUUUUACUACCAUCCAGAGAGUACACAAAGUAGAUCAGAUUGUAUCUGUUGCACAUUGUCUCUUUUCAUAAGUACAACAAUUCACUUUCUGUUUUGAAAUCUUAAGUAUCACAGUGUUGAAACACUGUAAGAUUUCUUAAAACAGGCAGUUUACCAAUGUAGCCUCUCUGUGUCAGUGGUUCUCAAGUGGUGUGCCGUGGGAUUUUCUGACAGCCACACAUAAUUAUUGCAAUAUUCAACUGGGCCUCUACAAAGAGUUAUGAAAUUUUUUUUAAUCAGUAUGUUGUGUGCACCCAUUUCCAAAUAAAGAGGCGAACUCUACCCAAAAAAUGUGAUUUUAAUUUAAUUUAAAAAACCUUCACAGGACCUUCUUGUUGCCGUUCAUGCGAGGGAAUUAUAAGUGUGUGACACAUCACUUUAUCCUACAUUAUUUCCCUUUUAAAUGGAUGUGUUAAUGGUGCUUUGGUGUGAUUUUAAAAUGUUUAACAUGAAUUCUUGAAUCAUUUUGUUAAUUAAUAUUCCAUGAGUGAAGAUGGUUGUCAGCUGUUAUUUGAUAUAAGUAAAUAAAAACAAACAUUCAUGUCACGAUAAGAGUGAUGAGACAGGUUAUAGAGUCUAUUGUGCCUUGAGAUUUUGGCACCCUUUGGAGUGCCUUGGGCACAAACAGUUUGAAAACCACUGCUCUAUGUCAUACAUGCUUUACUGAUGAAGAUUUUUAAAGUGUCAUACUGGGUAAAAAGCCACCGAUGAGGAUUUGUGCAACACUGACUCCAUACACAAGGGCAGAAAACCAAAUAAACCAAAAAUAAUUUUAACACAAUGGUGUCACUUUUCAUCUUCCUGGUUAAAAAAUUAAGAUUUUAUUCUGUUGUUACUAUGGGUUGAAUUUUGCUCGAUGAAAGAAGCAGUUUAAUGUAAUUUCUUGUAUUUUAUAUAUCGUUCUGCCACUAGUAGGUUUGCUUUGUAAUUGUAAUCCAACAUAUUAAGCUUCAGCCAAAUGUCAAAGGUCACCAAUCUGGAUUCUAAAAGUCUGUCAUUUGCCAUUAAAACAUGUUCAGAUAUUUCCUAAA